UUUGAGUGAAUUUUGGGUGUGUUGGUUGUAUGCGUUUUGGCAUUUUGUACAUCUUGUGGGUUAUGGACGUUUUGAAUAAUUUCUGGUUUAUGGGCGUUUUGUCUGAUAUAUAGGUUUUGACGUUUUGUCUUAUUUUUGGGUUGUGGGCGUUUUGUCUUAUUUUUGGUUUGUGGGCGUUUUGUCUAUGUUUGGUUGUGGGCGUUUUGUCCGAUUUUUGGUUUGUGGGCGUUUUGUCUAUGUUUGGUUGUGGGCGUUUUGUCCGAUUUUUGGUUUGUGGGCGUUUUGUCUAUGUUUGGUUGUGGGCGUUUUGUCCGAUUUUUGGUUUGUGGGCGUUUUGUCUAUGUUUGGUUGUGGGCGUUUUGUCCGAUUUUUGGUUUGUGGGCGUUUUGUAAGAAUUUUCGGUUGUUAAAUUCUGAACUAUUUCUGCGUUGUGGACAUCUUGAGGGGUCAGAAAAAUCGACACCCUUGGGAUCGUACCUAGAUCGUACCUUAUAACGAGGUAUACGAUCUCAAGUCUGUCUCUCCCAUCCAACAGCCACGAAGUUAAAGAAGUCUCAUAAGUAUAAGGGAUACAUCCUAUAUUGGGUGUAUCCCUUAUAAUGAGGGGUUGCUUUCUCAAUCUUCCCAACAAUUAAAAUAAACUAAAAAUACAAACAAGGAAAAAGAUCAAAAAUAAAAAUUCCCUUCUUUCUUCUUCAAUUGCUCUUUUCGCCACAGGAAUUCGACACAAUUGACACAUAUUUUGUCUUUUACUUCUCACACGUUUGUUCAUCACUUCCUUUUUUUGCUCCAAAAAUUCUACGAAAAAUAUGCCUUCUUUUUGGGUUUCUUUGAAGAGAGAAAUCCUCCCUUCCCCCGACAAUCUCGCGCAGACACACACAGAGAGAAAAUGAUUUUUUGGUGUGCGCAAAAUUUUUUGGCGUUUUAUUUUUUCUUGGCAUUUUGGACAUUU
Molecule: messenger RNA, 952 nt
Organism: Meloidogyne enterolobii
Lineage: Eukaryota; Metazoa; Nematoda; Chromadorea; Rhabditida; Meloidogynidae
Source: the annotation of a GenBank genome assembly